AAUAAAAUCAAUUGUCUAUUGUCAUUUUUACACAUUUUGAAAAGUGAAACAGAGUUAAGAACAAUGUCGAAAAUUAAACAAAAUAAAAAAAGAAAACUCCAGGCUAAAACUGCAGGAGGCGUAGAAUUUCAAAUAGACAAGCCCAAAAUGAAAUUUCGUCUAUUUGAUGAAAAGGCACAAGCCGAAGAAGAACAUUUGUCCCAAAUUCUGUUUGGAGGAGCCACGAGUUUCCUACAAUGUCUUGAAGAAGCUGAACAAGAAGCAGGAUCAUCUCAAAUAGUUGCAGAUUCUGGUGUAGGCGAAACUGAUACAGACGAUGAUGACCAAAUACUUAAACCAGCUUGGACUGAUGAAGAUGACGACGGUAUAGACGUUGGCCAAGCCCUAGAUAGCCAACGACGUAAAUUACCUUCUGGGGGAAUUAAUUCUGUAGAUAAUAAAUAUUCGAGUUUGCUUAAACACAAAUUUCAAUCUACAGUGGGGACGCCGGAGUGGGCUUCUUUGAAUAAACGGAAGAGACUUGAAUCAGACUCUGAUGAAGAGAUAUUACAAAGCUGUGGGUUUAUUUCAAAGACUACGAAAGCUCAAUUACCUCCCAGUUUACUGGAAUUCAAAAAAGUUAAAGAUUUGAAUUCUGAAACAUAUUCAGAAGGCCCCUUCAUAAAUUCUGUUGAAUUCCAUCCAACCUCUAGUGUAGCAUUAGUUGCAGGAAAUGGAGCAAUUGCUACAUUAUUUGCAGUUGAUGGUAAAAGAAACAACAAGUUACAUAGCAUUAAAUUCCAACAAUAUCCAAUAUUAUGUGCAAAAUUUCUGCAAAAUGGUAAUGAAGCCUUAUUAGGAUCUAGACAAUCGCAUAUUUUUAGUUAUGAUUUAAUAGUAGCAAAACCAAUUCGAUAUAAUUUACCACAAGGAUUGACACAAUCUAAAAGUUUUGUUGUGUCCCCUAAUUCUCAGGUUAUAGCUGUUGUUGGAAAAUGGGGAGAAGUCCAUUUGUUAUCAGCAGCUACAAAGGAAAAGAUUGGUUUGUUAAAACAGGAGUCUGAAGUUACUGCACUUACAUAUAAUCCCACAGGAAAUCUUUUGUUUGGACACAGUGAUUAUGGUGAAAUUACAGUUUGGGAUAUGAAUAUGCAACGAGUUAAACAUAAAUUCACUGAUGAAGGUUGCCUUCAAGGUACUACACUGUCUAUAUCUCCUUCCAACCAGUUUAUUGCAGCAGGAUCUGCUCAAGGAGUAGUCAACCUUUAUGGUAUGGAGGAUGUUCUAAAAACAAACUUACCUAAACCCAGAAAAAGUAUAAUGAAUCUUACAACUGCCAUUAAGGACCUAAAAUUCAAUCAAUCAUCAGAAGCAUUGGCUUUUUCUUCAGCUGAAAUACAAAAUUCUGUAAAAAUAUUUCAUAUAGGUUCAGGAACAGUGUUUAGUAAUUUUCCUAAUUAUGAUACAAAAAUGGGUCAUAUAAAUGUUUUGAAUUUUUCUCCUGGUAGUGGAUAUUUAGCAUUCGGCAACAAAAAAUCUGUUGUUUCAUUAUAUAGGUUAAAACAUUUCAAAAAUUAUUGAACUAUUUAAUAAAUUAAUGAUAAUAUGAACACAUCUGGUCCCAGAAAUUAAAAAUUUACUAAUUCAUAGUUUUUGUAUAUAAAUUGUCUUGUUGUUCAAGAAGUUGAAUUUUGGAAAUGAAAAGAUUUGUAUUUGUCACAUAAUAUUGGGAAUAUGUUUAUCCAGUAUCAUCAUCACUAUUGCUAACAGAUUAGAUUGCAGUUUAUGAAUAUUAGAAAGAAAUGAAAUAAUUUCUACUUUUAAUUUAAUUAGAAAUAAUGAGAAUUUCAUGUGAUAUAUAACCUCCAUUUUUGCUUUCAGUAGUAUUUAUAUUGUAUUUUGAAUUAACUCCUUUUUGUUUUUUCUUAAUUCUCUUCUACAAUAGGUGAUCAAAUAUAAUCUUGUAAAAUAAUAACAAACUGGAAACUUACAUUGAUGAUCAUCUAUAAAAAGUGCUAAUUGGUCUCACUUGAAAUAAAAGUUUCAAAUUUACAAAUGUAACAUAUUAAUUUCAAUAACAUGAAUUUUGUCAGUUACUGCCUAUUUCAGCAAUUUUUUUAAAUACUUUCAUGUUAACUGUAACAUUUCUGAGUUUUAUCUAUGCUUGUUUUGUGUGAUGAUGAAUAUUUAUACCAGUCCCAAAUACUGAAGCGCAACAACCCUGUGGUAGUUUUGGAACAACCAUAUGUAUAUCAUUUAAUGGUCUACAAGUUUUUACUAAUAUUGUCUACUUAAUAUAGAUAUUUUUAAAGACUCCAUUAAUGGUGAUUAUAGCCUUUCAUAAACAAUUUUUGGAGUAUAUUUUUCAAACAUUUUCUUUCAACCAAAAGUUGCAAUAUUCAAACAAUUCUGUAGGCUUUCCUAAAAUUAUGUUAACAAAAUACAUAUAUUUAAAAUUUUCUUUCCUAUUAUGAAGUUCUUUUGCCAAUUUUAACAUUAUUACAGUUCCUUUUGCAUGAAAUCUCAGAUAAUUUGAACUCAUUUAGGUGUAGCUCAUUCAAUUCUACGUCCUGUUUAAUUUUACAGAUGAAUUGAGAUUUUCACUUUUCCCGAUGCAGCACCAACUUUUGUUUCAUGGAAAUAACUCAGUUCAGAUAUUUGAUAAAUGAUUGAAAAGUUUGAGGAAAGAUUAACUUGUUUUUUUAUUAGUACCUAAUGAGUUUUAUUUUACUUUUGUAUUGACUAGUGCAUUUUGGGUUAGAAUACAACGAACUGAAUGAAUGUCUCUAUUUGUCAUUUCAUUUGACCCACCAUAUCAAAGUGAGAAUAGGUGAGCUGAUACUAUCAGCUCAAUUUGAAAUAAAUCAGAUCAUUUGUAAAAGGAAAGUUAUGAUUUUCGUCAAAUAAUGAAAAUGCAUAAUAGAAGCACAUAUAAUAUAACCUAAAAUGAAAUUGCAAUAUUAUUUUGUCUAUUAUUUCACCAUAAGAAUGUUACAUAUAUUGAAACAAGAAUUUUUUAAUGUGACAAUACAAUUCUUCCCAUAAAAUUUUCUGUAAAUUCAACUUUAAUUGUAGCUAUAUCUAUCUAUUUUAAUACUUUGGUUCACUCAGUAGAUAUACUGCACAUUAAUAACUUUAAGGGUGUUGAAAUAUCAUGUAUAUCCUUACUUUGCAUGAUUGUUUCUUUAUUGGUGAUAUAAUUCAUAUUCAAAAUUAAAGGAAAAAUGUUUAAAAAAAAUCUUAUUUUAUCUUAAUAGUAUAAAUUUACCCAAAAACAAUAUGAUGAAAAUUUCCAUCAUCAUGCAAAGUUAGAUCAUCAGCUUAGUACUAAAUAGACAUAAAAGAGGAUAUCAUUGGAUAUUUUUCAUUCUUUAUGAUAAUUAACAAAACAAUUAUUUUUAUUUAGAAUUUACAUUUACUACAAGAAAUUGUAGGGUUAACCACCCGCUGUUAACUAAUGUUCUGCACCAUCUGUUUUUAUAUCUUUUGGAGGUGGAAGAGCUGGAGAAGCCAUUUUUCUUUUUGAUUGCAGUUUAUCCUCAAAGGUAGUAGUUCUUGGCCGACCUCGUUUUAUUUCUUUACUGGUUCUUUUAUUACAAAGAAUAAAGUCAAAUUCAUUUCUGAAUUGGCUCAUUGUAAGUAGAUUUUUCUUAUGAUGGCUUCUUUCAAUGACAUUUUUUCUAUAAUUUACCCACGCAUUUAUUACUGCAAGAUCCACUAUCCAUAAGGUCUACACCUCACAUAUGUUUAUUAUACUUUUAAACAAUGGGCAAGUAAUUCCAAUUUUUUCCUUCUUUGUCUUGUCAUAUCUGGAAACUUCAGUGACAGGUAAAGUCUCAGCAUAGGUGAAUAAUAGGGUUACUCCUUUAUUAUCCUACACCAUCAAGUGUAGAUACUCUUUCUUAGUAACUUCUUCAGGGCUCUGAUUUUUCCAUGAAGCUUUUUCUGUCUGGUAAUUUAUUAUUUGGAAUUCUAUUUUGUUGGUUAGUUCUCACUGUAAGAAUACCUUGUUUUGUUAAUAAAUGUACUAAUGGUAAAGAGGUGUAAAAAUUAUAGAAAUAAUUCUUGGUACUUCCUGAAGCAAACAAACCACCACAUUUUCUGUAGCACCAAGAUCUGGUUCAUCUGGUAAAUUAAAUUUCAAAUUUCAAAUAUCACAUUAAAUUAGAUAGCACAUAUAAUUUUAAACUUCAUUUAUGGGGCUUAUUGGGCAGACAUUGCUUUAGGAAGUGUCCGAGUUUUGUUCAUUUACACAAAGUCCUUGGUACAUUGGUACUUUAUCAAAUCUUUCGUUGAGGUGCUGUAGUUCAAAUUGAAUUUUAUGGAGUCUAUUAUGUUCCGGGUGCCCUACGGGUUUAUGAAGAUCAUUUUUGUUGAAAAGUAACAAUAACUUAAUGUUUUAAAAUGUAUUCAACGGCAUUUUUGAAGCAAUCGGUUCAUAUUCAAACUUGGGGCACCAGUAUGAUCUAGUGCUGUAAGACAUGUAUAAAAGAAUGCCAAAAAACAAAAGCUGUAGAUGAAAUGAAGUUACCUUGUAUUAUAUAUAGGUUUGUUUGUUCCAUUAAUGUAUUGAUAAAAUCCUUUAAAAUAAAAUGGGUGAAAUACAUAAGCACAUUGAUACUUGACUCUAGAUUGCGCAGGCAAUAGUUUGAGAGAAGUGUUUUUAGCAUCUUCUAUUAUUUCUGGAGUACUUCAAAAAAUCAUUUAUUUAAACACAAAUCACAAUAAACUUUCAAAUUUUAUUGUAAACACUAUUAUUACUCAGAAAUAGUAAUAACACUUAAUUUUAACAUUUAAACUACCUUGCAGUCACCAGUAUAUAUUUGAACACAAAUCACAACAAACCUUUCAUUUUUAUUGUAAACACUAAUAUAACCUCAAAAAAUCAUAAUGUCUACUUCUUUAGUCUUCUUAAAUUUGGCCUUUUGACUUUCGGCACCCAACCAGAUUCAUAUGGUAUUCGUGUAUUUCCUCUAUCGUUCGAGACCAUAUAUAACAUAAGAAAAAGAAGAAUUUCAAUACAUGUAUGUUUUGUUAUUUUUUAAUACAUGUGUGAAAUAAGCUACUUUCUUAUGUAAAGAUGAAUGUGCAAUCUAUCAUUUUCAUAAGUGGUCAUAGGAAAAUAUAACCUAACUCCCAAAGUGAUGUAAAAUUCUAUCAUGUGUAAUUUUUUAAAUUGAAAACGAAAUCAUACGUUUAUUGCAACUACAACUUCAAACUCGUUUUAUUAACAAUGACAAUAUGUUUUUUUUUUAAUUCAAUGGACAGUAAAAAGGUAUCAGACACGAUCAACUUAAAGUGAACUUUUAUAUAAUUUUUGGGCAUUCAAUGUUAUGGUGGAAAUUUUCACCAUUAUGCAAAGAAGGGAUAUGCUCAUAAAUAAUUAUGAUGGAGUAAUCCACCAUUGAUCUAGUAUGUGAAUAUGGAAAAUAACUUGUCGUAUUUACCUAAAUGAAUAAAUUAGAAUAAAUUUCUUCAUUUUCUCAUUUUUCAAACCUUAUAUUUUCUUGAAUUUUCCUGAAAAACUAUUUUAGGUCUUUAAAACAACAGUAACCCAUUCCAAUACUUAAAUUUAGUCAUAAUUCGUUAUUUGGUUCAAACUUUUUGAUAAAUUUAAUAUUUCUUUUACUGUCAUCGCACUAUCUUUCUACUCAUCAAUAUUUUAUUCUACCGGGGAAGGCUUCUCAUAUUUAGAAUAAUCGUCGAUUCCUAAAGCUGACAAGAAAUGAAAGAUAACAACUUUAGAACUGCUUCGUUUCGCCAGGAUUUUGGGUAGCUAUCAACAAAAAAAGUAAUUAUAUGAUGACCAAGACAUUCAAACUUCUCUUAAACCCAGCACAUUGAAGAGCACAACUACAGUUAGCUAAAGAUCAUUUGGACUAGGAAGACUAUUUAAAAUGACAUGAUAUCCAUUUCAAAUUAUAUAAAUGUUCGAUGAAAUAGCUUAGAAAAAUGAGCACACAGAUAUAUAAACAAUUUUCGUUAAUUAUAAACAAUUGAUAAAAUCAAAGUUCAAAAAAAUUCCAUCAGUUUAAAAGUAGUCUCUGUAUUGUUACUGUAUUAGCUUGAUGAGUACUUUCCCAAAAUCAACUGGUGUACUGGAACAAGGGGUAGUUAAAGCCAGUUUCAAAUCUUUGGACAUAGUAUAGUGAUUUAACCAGACAUUAAAUAGUAAUGUAGCAGAAUUACUGAAAGUAGUCAAUAAAACAAAUAAUUUUCCUCAUAUUUGGUAAGCUUAAAGCUUAUUUAUUUAUGUUCAGUUUAUGUUCGAAGCAUGAAAAAUAUCAGCUAAGAAAAUAGCCUAUUCAUUUCCAAAGUUUUUAAUUAAUUUGACUAUAUUUUACGGUUACAUCCUGCAUUAUCCACGUAAUUUUAAAGUUCAUAACAAAGAAAAGUCAACCUAGACAUAAAUAAGUAAAGGUAUUUUGAAAAAAUUUUCUGGGCUCACAAAAAUUUGAAACAGCCUUUCUCAAAGUUUGAAAACAUUAUUUUCACCUAAUUUGAAACGAAAAUCAAAUAUAAUUUACGUUAGUAACACGUUGCACAAGGCAGUCAUACCAGUUUUUAGUACAACAAAUAAAUUACCAGUUGAUGAAUAUCAUUGAUUCAUCAAUAAGCCGGUAUUACAGGUAAUUUUCAAAUUAGUCAUUACAGUGGCGCACAUCUAUCGGUGUGUAUUGGAUGUACAAAUCUCAGCUUCUCUCGGGAUACGGUUGAGGUCGGUUGUGUCGAUUGAUUUGUUGUUAAGGACGAGGGUGAAUCGGUUUAUAAUUUCAUUUAAUAUAUUUUGUGUUGUUAGUUGAAUUAAAGGAUUAUCUUCAGGAAAAAGGCGAGUCUUUAAGCUUUCAAUUUUUUAUUAACGAAAAUUAUACGUUAUAAAUUUAAUUGAAAUUUUAUUUCAACACAAUUUAAGUACUUUUUAAAUUAGAAGUAAGACUUGCGCACUGAUUAGCAUUUGUUUACAUACAAUUUGAUUGUAACUGCAUUUUGAUUUCCAUUCCUCUCCAUUUGUAUUUUAAAUUUCUCUAUUUCAAACUGAAUUUUUCCAUUUUUUUGUUUUCUUCUUUUCUCUUUAUUCUUUCUCAUUUUAUAUUGUCAAUAAUUCGUUUCUUACCAAUAGUUUUCUUAAUGGUCAUUGGUAUUUUAUAUUACUUAUUACCUAUUAUUUAUUUUCAAUUUACUCUAACUGGCACAACACUUGAUCAAAUUUCUUAAUCAUUUUCACUGUAGAAUAGAUUGGUCUUAGUAUAUACAACGUUUUCCUGUUAAUGAUAAUUAAAUAAUUAAAACAUUACAAUUUCCUAAAUUUACGUUCAGCAUGUGUAUGGUUUAUAAAUUCUUCGUUCUAAUUAUUUCUCUUUCUCAGUUUGCUAUUAUCUUUUCUUAUAUUUCUGUAUUUGAUUUUUUAUUUAAUAACAAUUUAUCCUUCGAUUAUUUUCUUAAUUUAAAUGUAUUAAUGAUUUUUUUAUUCAUUAUAAAUUGCAUUUCGUAUAAUUUUGUUUUUUAUGCCAUUUUAUUACAUUUUGUAUAUUAUACUAUAUUUAUGCAUGUAUCAAAUGUUUUAUAUUCUUUUCUUUUCCAUUUAUUGACUGUUAUUAUACGAUAUUA
Molecule: messenger RNA, 7587 nt
Organism: Diorhabda sublineata
Lineage: Eukaryota; Metazoa; Arthropoda; Insecta; Coleoptera; Chrysomelidae
Gene: wcd
Product: U3 small nucleolar RNA-associated protein 18 homolog
Exons: 2
Coding region: 64-1560 (498 amino acids)
Biological process (GO): rRNA processing
Cellular component (GO): small-subunit processome; Pwp2p-containing subcomplex of 90S preribosome
Molecular function (GO): protein binding
Source: RefSeq, a predicted model, not a curated record